This is a messenger RNA of Naegleria gruberi, 1923 nucleotides long. RefSeq lists its product as uncharacterized. Gene Ontology annotation, molecular function: mRNA binding. Gene Ontology annotation, biological process: positive regulation of DNA-templated transcription, elongation; mRNA export from nucleus. Lineage: Eukaryota; Heterolobosea; Eutetramitea; Acrasida; Naegleriidae. Gene Ontology annotation, cellular component: THO complex part of transcription export complex. The record is from RefSeq and is a predicted model, not a curated record. Bases 1 to 1923 code for a protein of 640 amino acids. The transcript is spliced from 3 exons.
AUGAGUGGAGAACAAAACAAGGCUAAUGAUGAAGUAGAGAAUACAACAACAACAAUAAUAACAUCAUCAUCAUCAUCGGAUCAUAACAAGCAACAACAACAACAAUAUGAAGAAAUAACAUGCAUUGAUAAAAUUAUAGAAACAUUUCAAGAUAAAUGUAAACAAUUUAAACAACAUGUAUUAAAUUUGAAUAUAGCAAAACAAUCAUCAGAGGAAACUAAAUCAAUAUUUAUGGAAGGUUAUCAUAAAUUAUUAGAACUUCAAUCACUUCAAAUACAAAUUAAUAUAUUUCAAAAAAGAAUGAAUGAUUUAAGAAUUGAAAGAAAGAAGGAAAUGGAACUUCCACUUUUAGAAUGUAAUAAUUUAUCAUGUGAAGCUUCUUAUUUUCAAAGAGAUAUUUCAAUUUGUAAAAAUUAUUAUUCAAGACAUGUUGAAAUUGAUUUACCUUCUGAAGAUGAUGAAUUUAAAAAUAGAGAUAAAUCAUCUACUAUUUUAUUAGAAAUUGAAAAAUUAAAACAAUCAUCAUUGAAUGGAAUAGAUUCUGAAUUAUUAUUAAAAAAACAACAUGAAUUAAUGAUGAAAAGAUUAACAUUUGAACUUGAUGAAAGAGAAAAAUUAGAAAAGGAAAUUCUUGAAAUUAAACAAGAACAAGAAAAGGCAAAACAAGAACAAGUUAAUAUUGAAAAAUAUAUUAAUAAUAUUCCAAAGAAUUUAGCUGCAAUGAAAAAGACAAUUCAACAAUUUGAACCUGUUAUUAAUCCAUCAAAACAUCAACAUACUGAUUGGUUUACAAAUGAAGAACUUGAAUUAAUGAAUCAAUUACCAACUCCUCUAUUUAUUUUAUAUAACAAAUUAAUGGAAUAUAAGAAAGUUUAUGAUGAUUCAAUUUUAAUAUCUAUAGUAGGUGAUUCUGAAAGAGCUAAAACUAUUUGGAAUGAUUCUGAUUUAGAUGAAUCAUCUUUUAAUACUGUUAAUAGUAAUGGUAAUAAUAAUAGCAGUGGUGGAAGUGGUACUGGUAAUAGUGGUACUAGUAAUAGUGGAAGUGGUGCUGGUGCUGGUAUAACACCAUCAUAUAUUGAUGAAUUAACAGGUGAACCAAAGAGAAAAAAGUUAAAACAAGUUGAUAAUAAUAGUGAAAUGUGUAGCAUGUUUCCACUUGUUAUUCAAUUAAGAGUUCAACUUAAAUUCUUUGAAAAAAAUAAGAAAUUAUUAAUUGAAUUUGGAUAUCUUCAUAAAGCAAAUAUGGUAGUUGUAAAUGAAGCAAGAACAGCAGCACUUGUUUUACCAACAUUAAUACAGGGAGAUGAUGGCAGUAUUUCACCAAAUGUUCAAUGUAUGUCAGAUUAUGAUUUUUCAACAUUUGAAAGAGGAAGACCAUAUCGUUGGUUACAACAAAUAUGUGGAUUAGAAUUUAUAAGUGCAAGAAUAUCAAGUAAUAUUUCAUCUAAAGAAAAUAGACCAGAAGAAUCUAAAAAUUAUUCAUUAAGUUAUAUUCUAAAUUUAUUUAAAUACAAACAAAAAGCUAAAAGAUAUUUGUUAAAUCAAUUAAAAUCAUUGGAAUUGAAUGAACCUUUAAAGAAUGAAUUUCCAUCAUGCCUUUCAUUUGUACCUAAAUUAGAAUCAUUUAAACAAACUAAUGUUACAUAUACUUCAAUUACAUUUUUAAUUACAGUUAGAAUUGACAAGUAUUUAUUUGAAAGUGAAUUAUUGGUAAAUGUUGUGGAUUAUCCUUUAAAAUCUCCACAAUUUAAAAAAUUAACUCAAAUUCAACCAACAAUUGAACAAACUAUUCCAGAAGAAUAUCAAGAUUUAAUAUGUCAUGAUAAUUCAAUUGAAAUUGUUAGAGAAGAUUCUUCAUGGUCAAAUCCAUUACUUUAUCAAAUAGAAAAAGAUAUUAAUGUCAAAUUUAGCAGUUUUUGUUGA